CCCCCGAUAAUCAAUAUGGACGAGUUCAAUACUGACGUUGUUCAACACAGACACAAGUUUGAAACGCGCCAUUUUCAAUUUCGUAGCAGCAGGUUUACAGGUUUAUGCGAAUUUGAUUUAAAUUUUGAAUCAUGUUUUACAUUAUUCUGUGGAAAGAGACUAGAGAAUUAUCAAUCAUCAGUCAUAUAAGUUUAGUUAGAAUAUGCGACGAAAGCAUUAGGAGGGAAGGGCCCUUAAGCUUACAAGAAGGAACAAUACUCAAUCUGAAACAUGAUAAAAAACUGUUCCAAGCAGUCGUCAUCAAAAUCGUGAAAAAAAAGAAAGAUGCAGAAGACAUUUGCAAUGAGAAACUCAGAAAGAGUGCUCUAGCAACCUAUAUGACAGAUACAGACAGGCAAGACAGCACAGACACGGGUGCAGACACCACAGAUGAUGAUGAUGAUCGCCGUGAGACGCCCAAGAAAUCCACAGAUGAUGAUCAUCAUGAAGAUCCUGAGACACCCCAGCACUCCAAGGAGACCAAAAAAUCCAGCACUAAGGAUAGGGUAGCAGUGCUUGAAAAGUGUUACCAAUCACUUAAAAGAAAACUAAACGCUUUGGAAGACAGGUUAUUGGAUAUGAAAGAAAAACCUCGAGAACAAAAUGAUGCUGAAUCCAACUUGAUAGAAAAGAAAUUUCUGAGUGAUGGGGAUGAUGUGGCUAUUGGGUAUACAACAUUUGACACCAAUACUUGUGUACCAACUACUUGGUUAGUGGAGGUAACGAAGAAAUGCCAAGGUAAAGGUGGUUUCUUUCUGCUAACCAAGUUAUUGGAAGGUUUGAUCCAUCUGUAUGAUCUAGCUGGUAGGACUCAGAAAUCCUUUGAUGGAAGCGCUGCUGUCAUCAUCACUGCAAUCAAGAGUGAUUAG
Molecule: messenger RNA, 908 nt
Organism: Owenia fusiformis
Lineage: Eukaryota; Metazoa; Annelida; Polychaeta; Sabellida; Oweniidae
Source: the annotation of a GenBank genome assembly